Eucalyptus grandis is the source of this 892-nucleotide messenger RNA. RefSeq names its product peroxisomal membrane protein PMP22. The record is from RefSeq and is a predicted model, not a curated record. The transcript is spliced from 7 exons. NCBI's taxonomy places the organism in Eukaryota, Viridiplantae, Streptophyta, Magnoliopsida, Myrtales, Myrtaceae. Bases 73 to 630 code for a protein of 185 amino acids. Gene Ontology annotation, cellular component: membrane; cytoplasm.
AGAGAGUUUGCGCCGGGGUGCGGGUGUUGUGUUGGGUUGUGUUGUGUUGUGCUUGCUCGACUCGAUCGCGACAUGUCAGAGGUGGCCAAAGAAGCAUGGGGGAAGUACCUGGGGCAGCUCCAGACCCACCCUCUCCGGACCAAGGCGAUCACUGCCGGGGUUUUGGCUGGCCUUAGCGAUACGAUUGCGCAGAAGAUUUCCGGGAUCAAGAAACUUCAGAUCAGGAGAUUGCUGCUUAUCAUGCUUUAUGGGUUUGCAUACGGAGGGCCAUUUGGACAUUUUCUCCAUAAAUUGAUGGACAUCAUCUUCAAGGGGAAGAAAGGCAACAGAACCGUCGCCAUGAAAGUGUUGUUGGAGCAACUGACAAGUUCUCCAUGGAAUAACAUGUUCUUCAUGAUGUACUAUGGCUUGGUGGUCGAAGGAAGACCAUGGAGUUUAGUCAAGGACAAAGUCCGAAAGGACUAUCCUUCGGUGCAAUUGACUGCAUGGAGGUUUUGGCCCAUAGUUGGGUGGGUGAAUUACCAGUACAUGCCUGUCCAGUUUCGUGUUUUGUUCCACAGCUUUGUUGCCUCAUGCUGGGCAAUCUUUCUCAAUCUGAAGGCAAGAUCAGUUGCCAUCAAGAAGGCUUAGGGUAGGAUAACUGAUCUCUCUAUACGUUCUUGGGGAACACAUGCUCCUUGCUAUACUAACUGGUGUGUUAAGAUGAGAGAUGGUAAUUAAUGAUUUCAUGGAAACAAAGCAAAAGGGCGUGUUGGCGAAAUUCCAGCCUAACUGGCAUUAUCAUACUACUCGUUGAGUACCCUUUUCACUUUGCCACUCGCUCAAAAGUUGUAUUGCUGGGAUCAACAGAUCAUGUUUAAACUAUCGUCAGUGAGACUUCAACAAUUACGAA